UAUUUCUUUUGUUGCGUACACUUUAACAGCUGAGAAGGUUACUUUAAAGGAGUAGACACAGAUAUUCUUAGAGCGAUGUGGAGUUGUAUUUCUUUCGGUUGUUUGAGUUUUCUUCUUGGUUUAAAUAGUCGGUUCAAGCUUGGACAAUGUGUUCGGUUACAAUAGUGUAGCGUUUUGGAUAUUUCUUUCGUUGCGUUCACCUGCAACAGUCUACUACGAGCUUUUCGUUCAGGUUUGAUAUAAUAUUCUCAAUUGAUCUGACUUGUGCGUUAUACACUGUCAAAUCUAUUCGAUAGAUUUGAUUGUUUUGCGGAUGUGUAAGAGGAAUAUGGUAUUACCUCUAAUAUACAUUAGAGUGAAAGUCAGUGUCGCAGAAUGGUGGUGGAUUGCCUGUCGAUCCAGACCUCAGCAACUGCAGUAAGGAAGCAGGAGCGAAGGUUAGGUGGCACGGUUAGUGCAAAGAUGCAACCAAACAGUGGCGGUGGAGGAUGUGGAAUGACACCAAAAGAGCUCUCUGACAAUGACGACUUGGCUACAUCUCUCGUGCUAGAUCCCUAUCUAGGAUUCACCACCCAUAAAAUGAAUAUCAGAUAUAGACCGUUGAAGGCAAAUAAAGAUGAACUCCGCAAAAUUAUCUGUGAAUUUAUCCAAACAAAUUAUGAGAAAACGUAAAAAUUAAUGGGUGGAGACUGGGGUGCACGACUUCCUCAUACAAAAUCUAAGCAGCAACUCAAUUUGGAGAACCACAUCAAACGAUAUUUGCGAGUUUUUGACAAGGAUUCUGGAUUCGCGAUAGAGCCGUGCUACAGAUACAGCCUAGAGGGACAAAAGGGUGCUAAGAUAUGUGCCACCCGAAAAUGGAUGAAGCACGAGAAGAUUUCCUGCCUCGGUUGCAUAGCGGAGCUUAGUGAAAAGGAGGAAGCUGCAUUGCUACAUCCUGGAAAAAAUGACUUCUCUGUGAUGUUUAGUUGUCGAAAGAACUGUGCCCAAUUAUGGUUAGGGCCUGCUGCUUAUAUAAACCAUGACUGUAGAGCGAAUUGCAAGUUUGUAGCUACGGGAAGAGAUACAGCGUGCGUCAAGGUGUUGCGUGACAUUGAAGUGGGCGAGGAGAUUACGUGUUUCUACGGAGAGGAUUUUUUCGGCGAUGGUAAUUGUUACUGCGAAUGCGAGACCUGCGAGAGGCGAGGGACCGGCGCUUUCGCGAGUCAGAAGCCGGGCGAGGAACUGUCAUCCGGUUAUCGUCUGAGAGAAACGGAUAAUCGAAUCAAUCGAACCAAGCAUCGACAGCAACCUUUGAACAGGAAUAAACAGCAAGCUGAUACCGCUCUUACCGAGCGAAAUGCAGUUCUGGUUGGAAACGCGGCGGUCGCGCCACAGUCUCUCAGUAUGAAGGAAUUGCGACGCAAAGGACUCACCAAGUACGAUGCCGAGCUGCUUAUCGCUCAGGGUUGUCGUUUCUCCGAUAUCAAUCAACAGCAGCCAACGAUCAACAACGGCGAAAACGUGCUGCAGACUCGACCGCAUCCUUCCGCGGUCACGACUUCCGUCACGAGGAGUCUUCGUAACAAACAGCUGUGCAAAUUCGACGGUACUGCCGAUGACGGGAGUGCUCUCAAGAAUUCUCAGUCGCUCAGAACGUCUAGGCUUCACAAGAGAACGGAAUCAAAGAAGGGGAAGAUUAGUAUAAAGCCUGUAUCGGUCUGUCUCGACAGUUCCGUUGUGAAAGAUGCGGAAGUGGCGAACAUCAGUCAUCGAAAAGAGGAUUCGGAUAGAGUACCCGAAGAGAGUCUGUAUUCGCGAUUACAGAAGCAUCUCGUCACGGAGAUGGAUCGCAAUUUUUACGUGGAAGAUUCACGACGGCGUUCCGCGACGGAGGAAUCCUCGACCGAAGGAUCCUGUCCGUUACGACUGACAAAGAUGGAGGACGAGUCUAAUGUCAGCGACGACUUGAUGGAGGACGAACGGGGAAUACCGAACCUCACCGCGGAAGUCGAGCCCGACACAGUAAAUAAUAUUAAUUCUUCCAAUUACAAAAAGGGACAUUAUAGUACAAACGCCUGUGAUUCAAUUCGAUUAAACUCCGCGUCUCAGAUCCACGUGCAACAGCGCUUACAUACCGCAGAAUUAAUUCCCGACGACACGAAUUGUCGCUCGAGAGACUAUCGUCGUUCUUCGUCGCCCGUACGGGAUAAGGAAGGUGAAAAUCAUCCUUGCAACACGGAUAAUUGCCUCGACAAACUUUCCAAGUCUCGUAGCAAACGAUUCUCCUCGACGGACGAGAGCAAAACGGUGAACGAGGAUUCGUCCUGCGAGGACGAUGAUUCGCCGUCGUCGAUCGAAGACAAGAAAGCUCUGCGACAGGCCGACUUCCGGCAUAACGAUGUUCUGUAUGAAUCGAGCUCUCGAUCGGACGACGAAUGUUGCGAUAUAAAUUCGGCGAAGGUAAUCGUGGUGCAGAAGUACGAUGUGGAGAAAGAUGUGGAGAGUGAAGACUGCGAGAGUCCGAUUGUCGUCGACGCGACGGCGGAUCGGAAUCGCACGGACAGUGUUGAGUUUUGUGAACUGAAUUCUGAGGAAGUUGUAGAAAUGAAAACUAGUAUUGGAAACGUCUUAAAGUGUUACAGCAGUACGGUUCCGAGCCAGGGAGAGGAAGAGGAGGAGGAGGAAGAAGAAGAGGAGGAAGAGGAAGAGGCGAGCGUCGUAAUGAAAAGUGAUGCGUAUAUCGCAAACGUUGAGACUGACGUCAGAUCCGAGGUGACGACGUUACGCGCAAUCGAGAUAGACUCUAGAGUACAUAUUAGGGAAGAAAAUAACGCGGCGGACUUUAAUAACAUACAGACUGGCACAGAGUAUAAUAACGAUCUAACGGAUCAUAGAAAUUUGCAGGACAAUCAUGAUCCUUCGUCGGUGAAAAGAUCAACGUCCAGGCGGAAAGAUCACGCAUUGGAACACGCGUCCUCGAGAUCGUCUCGCAAGUCGCAGAAGAGACUCUCGAGCACCAAAUCCAAGUUCGGAUGGACGGAGGAUGCUCAGGAUGACGGAGUAGAGGGAAAGAGUCACGGUAAAACCGGAAAGAGCAAGAACAAAUCGACCAAGAGCCAGAGGAGGGACCGGCAAAGAUCGGCUACGGCCGAAAUCGGGGAGGCCGAUGACGAUUCGGGCAUCCAGGGUGAUAUUUACGAGUUUAGCGAGAAGGAGAGUAAUCUGGAGGACAUUGGGAUACUAUCUAUAAUAAGACGCGGCAAGCAUGAAUCUCGUCACGCGUCCUCAUCCACGUCGCCUGUGCCGGAGAUGCAGUGCAACGAUGAAUAUAGUAAAGCCGAGCCGCCGGUAUUAAUCCCGGAGGAACCGUGGCCUCCGAUCGAUUCGACGGCCCGGAGCGAGCACGCCGCGGAUUCCAAUAACGGUGUUCAAUCGGGAGAGAACUGUGAUGUCGACAGGAGCUUGGAGAGAUUAACAGUCUACGAAAACAGCAGCAGCAGCACGCGAAAAUCAAGCUCGAUCCCAUCAUCCGAGUGCCAAUGGCAAACGAGCAAUCCGAGCGAAUGUCGAGUCUGGCCCGUCGUCAUGCCAGAAAAGCCCAAGCUUAAGCUGACGCUGCGCAUGAAGCGAUCGUGUCCGCUUCUGGAGGACAACCUCGAGUCCGGCACGAGCGGUUUGAGCGAGGACAGCUACGAGCCCGAGUACGAGGUGUUGCGCGUCGAGGGCCUGGAGAGGCGCAAACGCCGGAAGAAGCACAAGAGCAGGGAUCGCGAGAGACGGCACAAGAAGUCGCGCGAGCUGAACCUCGACCCGCCGCCGCCGCCCAUGAAGAGAUUACGCUUGAUUCUCGGCAACGAGACACGCACUAUCGAUCUAACGCACUCUUAACAGCUAUAAUUCCUC
Molecule: messenger RNA, 3885 nt
Organism: Nylanderia fulva
Lineage: Eukaryota; Metazoa; Arthropoda; Insecta; Hymenoptera; Formicidae
Source: RefSeq, a predicted model, not a curated record